Messenger RNA from Echinops telfairi (small Madagascar hedgehog), 1539 nucleotides. RefSeq names its product farnesyltransferase, CAAX box, alpha (gene FNTA). Lineage: Eukaryota; Metazoa; Chordata; Mammalia; Afrosoricida; Tenrecidae. The transcript has 8 exons. The annotation marks the transcript as partial. Gene Ontology annotation, molecular function: CAAX-protein geranylgeranyltransferase activity; protein farnesyltransferase activity. Gene Ontology annotation, biological process: protein geranylgeranylation; protein farnesylation. The record is from RefSeq and is a predicted model, not a curated record. Gene Ontology annotation, cellular component: protein farnesyltransferase complex; CAAX-protein geranylgeranyltransferase complex; cytoplasm.
UUCAGAGACAGAGCAGAGUGGGCUGAUAUAGCUCCUGUGCCGCAGAAUGAUGGCCCCAAUCCCGUCGUCCAAAUCAUUUAUAGCGAAAAAUUUAGAGAUGUUUAUGAUUAUUUCCGGGCUGUUCUGCAACAGGAUGAAAGAAGUGAGCGGGCUUUUGCACUAACCCGGGAUGCUAUUGAGUUAAAUGCUGCCAAUUACACCGUGUGGCAUUUUCGGAGAGUUCUUUUAAAGUCACUUCAAAAGGAUCUGCAUGAGGAGAUGGACUAUAUCACUGCGAUAAUCGAGGAGCAACCUAAGAACUACCAAGUUUGGCAUCAUAGACGAGUUUUGGUCGAAUGGCUGAAAGAUCCAUCUCAGGAACUUGCGUUUAUUGCUGAUAUUCUUAAUCAGGAUGCAAAGAAUUACCAUGCCUGGCAGCAUCGACAGUGGGUUAUUCAGGAAUUUAAACUUUGGGAUGAAGAACUGCGAUAUGUAGAACAACUUCUCAAAGAAGAUGUGAGAAAUAACUCUGUCUGGAACCAAAGAUACUUUGUAAUUUCUAACACCACAGGCUACAAUGAUCCGGUUGUUUUGGAGAGAGAAGUCCAGUAUACUCUGGAAAUGAUCAAACUCGUACCCCAUAAUGAAAGUGCAUGGAACUAUUUGAAAGGGAUUUUGCAGGAUCGUGGCCUUUCUAAAUACCCUAACCUGUUGAAUCAAUUACUUGAUUUACAACCAAGUCACAGUUCUCCCUAUCUGAUUGCCUUUCUUGUGGAUAUCUAUGAAGACAUGCUAGAAAACCAGUGUGACAACAAAGUGGACAUUCUUAACAAAGCACUGGAGUUGUGUGAAAUCCUAGCUAAAGAAAAGGACAUUAUAAGAAAGGAGUAUUGGAGAUACAUCGGAAGAUCCCUUCAAAGCAAACACAGUUCAGACAGUGAGCAGCCAGUCACUGCCCAGCAAUAACACCAGCCUGAAGAACUGGAUGGGAUGACUUGGUUUUUUUGAGGAACUCCAAGGAGUAGUCUGAAACUAGAGCAGCUGUUCCCUUUGCUUGUAUUGGGAAUAAAAAUGUAAAAGAUUAUUUAUCUCCUUUGCACAGUAAAAUGUGCACUGCGCAAGUACUGCUUUUUAACAAGAACUACAUGCAAUGCUCCUCAGGUGCUGCUGCUAAUCAGACUAGCUCUAAGUAAUUGGAUUUUUCUUCAAGCAAAGUGAAUGGGGGAUGAGUGGGGAGCCCCAUACAGGAAUUUUGUAGUCUUAACAACAUUCAAUCUAAUCUCCUAGCAUCACCUCCUCCCCAAUGAACUGUGUGUGAAUUCACAGCAGUAGUGAGUGAGUGAGUGUGUGUGUGUGUGAGAGAGAGCGAGAGAAUUUGCAGCAGUAAUGAUUGCAGGUAACUGUGUGCUGGGUAAGAGGUGACCUGGAUCGCAAGCAGAGUGAGCAGGGAGUGGUUAUGUUAGAUCUGCUAUGCCACACUGACGGUAUCUUGCUAUCACUGUAACCAACUAAUGCUAAAAGAAUGGUUUUAUAAUAAAAGUAUAGCUUUAUCCAAAAGCA